AUGAAGAAGGAAAAAAACCUUCUUUGCUCCCAGUCUGAUGAAAAAUCAGAAAAAAUCCAUCAGCUGGAAGAAGCACUUAAAAUAGCCCAACACCUUCUAAAAGAGACCCAGAAGGAUGCUGAAGAGAUGAAAAAUAAGAGUUUGUCUCAGAAAAUAGAACUGGAAGCACAAGAAGCCGAGCUUCAGCAUUUAAGAAGCAACAAUAAAUUGCUCCAGGAUUCAGUCCAGGAGUUACAACUUGAAAAUGGAACCCUUAAGGACAUUAACAAGGCUUUAGAAGAAGAAAAAUUGGACAAUCAGAAAUCUUCAAUUCAACGGAAGAAGCAAAAUGGAUUUGCUUGCAGUAAAAUGAAGACGUGGAUGAAAUCCUGUGCUGAUGAGGUUGCCAUCUCCCUACAUGAGCAUGAGCCAGAGUAUGAGCUAGACGGACUCCCAGAGGUGGUGAAAAAAGGGUUUCCUGCUAUUCCUAUUGUGAAAACCGACCCUUACAUUUUGUGCAGAACAACUUUUAACCUAAGGACCAGUCCCCGUCUUGCUGCCCAAAGCCAAAAAUUGUCACCAGGUUCCCAACUUUUACGAAAAGGCAGGUCAGAUAAUCUUGGGGAGAUCUGUAAACCGACAGCUGGUGGCAGCAAAUCACAGAAGGUAGAUGAUACUCAACAGUGCCAAGCAGAAACAGCUAUUGAACCCAUGGAAUCUAGUUCAAGAUCUCUUUGCAUAAAUGAGCAACCCACAAAAACUGUUGCUCCGACCUCUAGGGAGAAUAUUAACACUCACAAAGGCAGAUGUGCCUUGAGCACACAAACAUCACCUGAGCAACAUGAAGAAGGCAAAAACUGUAUAAUACUGUAA
Malaclemys terrapin pileata is the source of this 852-nucleotide messenger RNA. Its product is annotated as centromere protein F-like. The coding region runs from base 1 to 852 and encodes 283 amino acids. Gene Ontology annotation, biological process: metaphase chromosome alignment; mitotic cell cycle; regulation of G2/M transition of mitotic cell cycle. The transcript is spliced from 6 exons. The record is from RefSeq and is a predicted model, not a curated record. Gene Ontology annotation, molecular function: microtubule binding; dynein complex binding. Gene Ontology annotation, cellular component: nucleus; chromosome, centromeric region; spindle pole. NCBI's taxonomy places the organism in Eukaryota, Metazoa, Chordata, Testudines, Emydidae.